Molecule: messenger RNA, 1299 nt
Organism: Elaeis guineensis (African oil palm)
Lineage: Eukaryota; Viridiplantae; Streptophyta; Magnoliopsida; Arecales; Arecaceae
Source: RefSeq, a predicted model, not a curated record
CACGCAACAUACAUUUGAAUCUUCACAGGGCCAGGCUGGGGGCGUUAUUGCGUCGGCCCGAUUCAAUUCCUGGUGUGCUAUGGUGCAGUCGUUGGCUGUACACUAUUGGGAGGCCAAACAAUGAAGUCCAUAUACUUGAUCUCGAGACCAAAUGGGAUGGCGAAGCUUUAUGAAUUUGUAGUCGUCUUUGGGGCCUUCAUGCUGACUCUAGCACAAAUCCCAUCAUUUCACUCAUUAAGGCACAUUAAUCUCGUAUCCCUCAUGCUUUGCCUUGCCUACAGUGCUGCUACCACCGCAGGUUCCAUCUAUGCAGGACACUCAGCCCAUGCACCAUCAAAGGACUACUCAGUUUCAGGCGAUAGGCAAGACCGUGUCCUUGGUGCAUUCAGUGCUAUUGCCAUCAUUGCAACCACCUAUGGGAACGGAAUCAUCCCAGAAAUACAGGCAACAGCUGCUGCUCCUGUGAAAGGAAAGAUGUUCAAGGGCCUCUGUCUUUGCUACACAGUCGUUGUAACUACAUUCUUCAGCGUCGCAGUGUCAGGGUACUGGGCCUUUGGGAAUCAAGCAGACAGCAUUAUUCUAAGUAACUUCAUCGUUGGUGACACCACUCUAGUCCCCAAGUGGUUCCUUGUGAUGACGAAUGUCUUCGCCCUCCUCCAACUCGCUGCUGUAGGAGUGGUCUAUUUGCAACCAACAAAUGAGGUGCUGGAAGGGCUGUCUUCAGACCCAAAGAUGGACCAGUACUCUGCUCGAAAUGUAGUGCCAAGGCUCAUCUUUCGGUCACUGUCCAUCGUCAUAGCAACAACCAUUGCUGCCAUGCUUCCCUUCUUUGGAGACCUCAAUGCACUUAUUGGGGCCUUCGGAUUUUUGCCUCUAGAUUUUGUGAUGCCAGCAGUUCUAUACAAUGUCACUUUCAAGCCAUCUAAAAGAGACCUGGUGUUUUGGUUAAAUGCUACCAUAUCCACGGUCUUCUCAGGACUCGCAGUGUUGGGGUCUAUCUCUGCUGUUCGGCAGAUUGCUUUGGAUGCGAAGAACUACAAAUUGUUUGCCAAUGUGUCAUGAGUAGGAAAAGUGAACAUUCGUGCACAUUACUCAGCCUCAAUCUCGAUUGCCCCAUUGCAAGCAACAUGUGCCCUAUAAAAGAGUUAACAAGGCAAGGACAAUCUAUUUCAGACUGCCAAUUUUCAACACUAUCCUACUAGCUGAUGAUUCUUGUAUUCUGAGAAAUGGUGUAAAAAAUUUGUACGUUUCUCCCAGCUGUGACACUUAGAUUAAAAUAUAUAUAUAUAGUUAAUUUAA